AUGUCCUUCGAGCUACCGUUGGGUCUUUCUUCCUUUCGAGUGUCAGCUUCUCUUAUCACAGAUGUCGAGGUAAACGGAUUGCCCAGACUUCCUUCUUCCGUGGCAUGCUAUGCUCGUCUUCGUUCUCUUCGAGCUUUAUGUCAUCCCAAUUUAUGCCGAUACCUGGAUGCCACUCGACGAAAACCGGAACGACUUUUUGUGAUCACAGAGGCUUACAGCCGAAAUGUGGCUGACAUCAACGGGCCUGUGUCCGACUCACUAUGGCUAUCCCUCCGUUUGUCUGAGUGUUUCUCGGCUCUGCAUUAUCUAGGACAACAUGGUUUGGUGCAUUCUUGUCUAAACCCGUCUUAUAUCAUGCUGGAUCAAAACGGCUGUUGUAAACUUUCUUCGUAUGGUUUGUACUACAUCACUGGUUGGGGAAGAGAGGUGGAUUUCCCAGUUGCGGACCCAAUUUAUUCGGCACCUGAAGUUUUCUGCUUCUCUCCAAUACUUCAAAAGGCCGAAAGUGGUGGAUUAUCGUCUAAUUCAGAGUCUGUAUCAAUGGAAGCCUUCAGUCAUUGUCCCUUAAACACUUCGUCCGAUGUGUGGUCUCUUGGGUUGAUUUUCUUGGAAUUAAUUCAUGGUCGCCAGAUUACCACUUCUCUUCGCCGACCAAGCAAGUGCGGAUCACUUACUUCCAAACCAUUUACUACAAUUCGAGUACUUAUUGAAGGUUUACGUUUUUGUAAUGAAAAAAACUCCCGGCUCUCAGAUUUUCUUCAUUUUUUGUCGUUGGACUCGUCUGCUGAAGAAAGGCUUCGAAGUCUUGAACUUUUGUGUCAGGAUUGUUUGCAUUUCGAUGCCCGGUUGCGACCGAAACCCGAUAAAGUUAUUGAACAACUAGAUCUAAUUGUGUCUCAGCAUCGGAACGCUACUUACCCGGAACAUGUUCCGGAUAUCGCUUCGGUCGAGUUGUCUAUGUCAGUAGACGAUCAGCGGCGAUCGGAACCGUCGAAUACGCUUGUACCAGAGACAGUACCGAAUGUUUCAACCUUCUCGAAAGCAAUCAACUUUCUCACUAACCGUUGUGAUAUGGCUGAGAUUUACCACUACUGGUGCUUAGCCGGUGGUAACUUGGAUGUGGUUUGGAAGGAAGCCGAACUGUGCAGCAAACAACGCCUGGUACAGUUAUCAACUCCUACGAUGCGUUCGAUUGAUUCAUAUCCAUCAAAGAGCAAACCAUGGAACCGUCCACCCGUGUUGCGAAUACCUCACUACUUGGCAUUAAUGCGCAAUGAGCUUUCAAGUGUUUUCUAUCUCACCGAAAACUGGCCUAGUUCUUUUGACGACGAACGCAUCAGCUUCGAUCCCCGCAUAGUUCUUUUACCCUAUCAACGGCUGUUGGAGCGCAUACAGCGCAUCCCGCUGGAUAUCCUCUACCCACUUUUACUACCCAUCACACGCUCUCUGAUACCAAUCGAGUACAACGAGAAGAAUGGCAAGACAAACAACAACAACUCGCCUACAUCCGUGACUGUUCCGCACGAAAUUCACCCCUGUACUGCUACGGGUUCAGAAUUGGUCUUGCAGACACGUAUCACUCAAAUGUUGUUCGACACAAAACCCCUCCCACGGGAUGUGGGCAUGGAAACGCUCAUCCAUACUGUCCAAACAGAUCCGAUGUGUGGGCAACCGGUGACAAUCAAAGAACGGGAUGUGGAAUAUCAAGUUCGACGGGUUUGUCUGUUCAAUCGACUAUUGAACGCGCUACCCGCUACCAAGGUUCGUUUGCGGCUUGAGGUGCGCACGGAUAUUCCACCAUUUCUGCGUGCACGGAUUUGGUCAGCCCUUUUGGGUGUGGACUCCGAUCACACCUACCGGGAACGUUAUGCGAGAGCUUUAUGCAGCACAACAGUUCAUCCCGCCAAUAAAACGGCAAAAAGUGAGGUUAAAAGUUCGCACGAAUCGAACAACCAUUCGUCAAGUCAAAAUUCGGACACCAUAUACGGUCUGUUGGAUGAAAAGGCUGCAAACCAAAUCUCGGUUGACUUGCCUCGAUGUCAUGCCUAUGAUGCGCUUUUGGCCUCACCCAUGGGGCAAGCAAGUUUGAGACGAGUUCUGGUCGCCACAUUGUUGAUGCAUCCGGGCACCUUGGAAUAUACACAAGGUAUGGACUCUGUGGCCGCUGUGUUUGUCCGUUUGUGUUUCCCUGACGAAGCCCUCGCAGCAGCCUGUUUGAAUGCUCUGUUGCGCACCAAGCUGUCCACUUUCUUCUCAUCGGAUGGAUUUACCCAUGGUUUGAAACAGUUCUUUGAUGUACUACUUCGCCUAUUCGCUUUUCAUAACCCCAGUCUGGCCGUCAGUUUAACGGACUUGAACGUGCCGUUAGUUGGUUUGACCACCGGUUGGAUUUACACACUUUUCGCGCAUGCCAUGCCCUUGGAUCGAGUCGAACUGAUGUGGGACACAUUGAUUGUUGGUCCACCCUCAUUGUCCAUAUUUUUCUAUCUGGCUAUCUUUCUGCAACUAGAUCAGCAAGUGAAUUUUGAAGCCCUGGGAUUAGAACAAAUCUGUACAAUCCUGUCCAAUUUUCCGGAAAUCGAUUUGGACAAGUGUCGCGCUGAUGCCCUGCGCUACGCAUUGGCAACUCCGGUCAGUUUGACACGAAGUAGUAGCUGGUCCCCCGCCAUCGGAACAAACUUAACCGUAACAAAUUAUGCCGGCAGAGAUGCGAGGAUAUCUCGGUUAUCUACAAACGAUUCGAGCUCGGGGGCUAACCGGCGUUCGAUUGAAUUAGCAGAAUCUUUGCAGGAGCAUACAAAAGAUUUUGCGACCUCUGCUUUCUAUGCGCGACUUUGUUCUCCGGAUGCCUGGCCUGAGCAUUUGGAAUGUAUCCAAACUCAUUCAGAAUCGAAAUCAGCGGGUCAACCAUUGACUUGGAUGUUUGAUGACCCAUUGGUUUCUCUGUUGGAUGUGACAGACGCUUUGGAACACCUGAUUCGUCCUGACUGUGUAGUGAUCGACGUACGGCCGAAGGCUGAUUAUGUUAAUUUUAACGGCCCAGUUAGUGCACCUUACAUCCGGUUUGACACAUGUGCGGUGUACGGGUUACUGGGUUGUUGGGUGUGUAUCGUUACCUUCACAAAUCUGACUGCUCGAACACUGGUUCACACUGCAAUAUGUUCUGAUCUACUUGUCCUGGCUGAUUUCCGUGCCGGGGACUAG
Echinostoma caproni is the source of this 3204-nucleotide messenger RNA. Lineage: Eukaryota; Metazoa; Platyhelminthes; Trematoda; Plagiorchiida; Echinostomatidae. The record is from the annotation of a GenBank genome assembly.